Messenger RNA from Elgaria multicarinata webbii, 1958 nucleotides. It is a transcript of the gene NSUN6, whose product is annotated as NOP2/Sun RNA methyltransferase 6. NCBI's taxonomy places the organism in Eukaryota, Metazoa, Chordata, Lepidosauria, Squamata, Anguidae. The transcript has 11 exons. Gene Ontology annotation, biological process: RNA methylation. The coding region runs from base 21 to 1502 and encodes 493 amino acids. Gene Ontology annotation, molecular function: RNA methyltransferase activity; RNA binding. The record is from RefSeq and is a predicted model, not a curated record.
UGUUUGGUUAUGAAUUAUGCAUGUCAAAACUAUCUGAUGAAAUAAAUGUAUUGUUUAUUACUAGUGUUUUCCAGAAAGAAUACAUGACAUUAAAGACUAUGGCUAUUUUCCCCAAAAUCUUACUGAGGCCAGAGGUUGAAGAGUAUCUGAGGACAACAUUUAAAAAUGAUGAGCUCAUAACUGCUGUGGGUCCAUUGGAAGCUGAACAGAAAUUUGAGUCUCUGUUAAAUAAUUUAUCUCAUCCGCCAGCUUUCACAACUGUUCGAGUGAACACUAACUUGGCAUCUGUGGAACAUGUAAAAAGCCUGCUUUUUGAAGAGAUCCACAAGCAAUAUCCAAACCUUAAUGUUCCAGUUUUUCAGCAUCCACAACUUCCUGACAUCUUACUUAUUCCUGUUAUUGGGCCCAGAAAAGAUCUACAAAAGUUGACAAAUCAAGUUAUUGUUGGCGCACAGUGUGGUAAUGCAGUACUUCGUGGAGCACAUGUCUAUACUCCUGGAGUUAUAUCUGCUUCAAAAUUCAUGAAAGCUGGUGAUGUGGUUUCAGUGUACUCUGAUAUUGAAGGGAAAUGUAAAAGAGGAGCCAAAGAAUUUCAGGGGACCAAAGUUUUCAUUGGAAAUGGGAUUUCUGAAUUGAGCCGCAAUGAUAUUUUUAAUUCUAACGGCCCACUGAAAGGGAUGGGAAUAAAAAUGAUAGAGCCAAUUUACCUUAGUCCUUCAUUUGACAACAUGUUAUCCAGUUAUCUAUUUUUACAGAAUUUGCCCUCUGCAGUUGCAAGCUAUGUUUUGAAUCCUCAGCCAGGACAAAGAAUUUUGGACAUGUGUGCUGCUCCCGGGGGGAAAACAACUCAUCUUGCAACAUUAAUGUGUGAUGAGGGGGAAGUGAUAGCCCUGGACAAGAUAGCAGACAAAGUGAAAAAGAUUAAGCAAAAUGCUGCAUUACUGAAGUUGAAUUGUAUUAAAGCGUUUUGUUAUGAUGGUACUAAGGCACUUGCUAUUGGCAAGAGAGAGGAUGGGCAAGAAGGGCCUCCAUUCUUACCAGAAUCAUUUGAUCGAAUACUUCUUGAUGCUCCCUGUAGUGGGAUGGGGCAGAGACCAAAUAUGGCUUAUUCCUGGUCUUUAAAGGAAGUGACUUCUUAUCAGCCCUUGCAGCGCAAACUCUUUAGAGUGGCAGUGCAGCUGCUAAAGCCAGGAGGCAUCUUGGUAUAUAGUACCUGUACAAUUACGCUUUCUGAAAAUGAAGAACAGGUUGCUUGGGCACUGGAGACUUUCCCAUGCCUCCAGCUUCAGUUGCAGGAGCCCCAUAUCGGAGGAGAAGGUAUGAUGGGAGCUGCACUGUCACCUGAGCAGUUGAAACGGCUGCAGAGGUUUGAUCCAUCUGAAGCAAUUUUGCAAGGAAUGGAUUUUAAUUCAUUGCAAGAUUUGAAGUAUGAAGAUUUGAUAAGCUUGGCAAAUAAGGAUUGUAUAGGAUUUUUUAUUGCGAAAUUCUUAAAAGUGCAGUGAAAAUCGUUUAGGAGCACAACAAAUACUUUCCUGUUAACAUUUGGAGCAUUCUGAACUGUACAUCAUGCUGCUGCAAUGUUGCCAAGCCAACAGGCUGACGACACAGUUGCUAUAGCAGCAGUAAAAUCUGCCAGCUGUUUCCCUUGGGAGAGAUCUACAGGUUGGAGAAACAAGUCUGAGGGAAGGGGCAGUUUCAAUUUGGAAGGCUCUGUUUGGUUUUGUAUUAGCAGUAGUUCACUGAUCCUAGAAACGUGUUUGUUCUUCAGCUUGUCCAGAUGAAUUAGUCUCAAAAAACCUCUGCAAUCAUGUACAAAAAGAAGUCUGCUUCACACUUCACACAAAAUCAGUAAUGAAAAUAUUUGUCGUGUUGUAUAAAGUCUUGUUUACUGAACUCUCAAAUUGCUGCUUUUCAAAAACAACUCUAUAUUAUUAAACAGCAUCAUUUAAUAGAAAACA